AUGGCUCACACAAACGAAUCAGUGGUGUCUGAGUUUGUGCUUUUAGGGCUCUCUAAUUCUUGGGAACUUCAGCUUUUCUUCUUUGUCAUCUUCUCUAUAGUGUAUGUGACAGCAGUGCUUGGCAACAUCAUGAUUAUUGUUAUCAUUUCCUCAGACUCCCAUUUGAAAUCUCCUAUGUACUUCCUUCUCAGUAACCUUUCUUUCAUUGAUAUCUGCCAGUCUAACUUUGCCACCCCCAAGAUGCUUGUGGACUUUUUUGUUGAGCACAAGACUAUUUCCUUUGAGGGUUGCAUGGUCCAGAUAUUCCUUCUUCAUAGUUUUGUUGGUAGUGAGAUGAUUCUACUUGUAGCUAUGGCAUAUGACAGAUUUAUAGCCAUCUGUAAGCCCCUACACUAUACCACAAUUAUGAAUCAGAGACUAUGUUUAAUUUUUGUGUUUAUUUCCUGGGCUGUAGGUAUUCUUCAUUCUGUGAGCCACUUGGCUUUUACAGUGGAUCUGCCAUUCUGUGGCCCCAAUGAGGUAGACAGUUUCUUUUGUGACCUUCCCCUGGUGAUAGAGCUGGCUUGUGUGGAUAUUUAUGAAAUGGAAAUCAUGACCCUAACUAACAGUGGCCUGAUAUCACUGAGCUGUUUUCUGGCCUUAAUUAUUUCCUACACCAUCAUUUUGAUCACUGUCCAGCGCCGGUCCUCCAGUGGGUCAUCCAAAGCACUUUCUACAUUAACUGCCCACAUCACAGUGGUGAUUCUCUUCUUUGGGCCUUGCAUUUAUUUCUACAUAUGGCCUUUCAGCAGACUUUCUGUGGAUAAGUUUCUUUCCGUGUUCUACACUGUUUGUACACCCCUGUUAAACCCCAUCAUCUACUCUCUAAGAAGUGAAGAUGUUAAAUCAGCCAUGCGCAAGUUGAGAAACCAUCAUGUGACUUCUUGGAAAACAUAG
This is a messenger RNA of Manis javanica (Malayan pangolin), 936 nucleotides long. Its product is annotated as olfactory receptor 4K1. Lineage: Eukaryota; Metazoa; Chordata; Mammalia; Pholidota; Manidae. Gene Ontology annotation, molecular function: G protein-coupled receptor activity; olfactory receptor activity. The record is from RefSeq and is a predicted model, not a curated record. Gene Ontology annotation, cellular component: membrane. Gene Ontology annotation, biological process: G protein-coupled receptor signaling pathway.